UCCUAUUAUUUGUGCUAGGACUCGUUCGAUAGAAGUCAUAGAAUACCACUAUAAAAAUGCGAUUGAUCACAUUUUUUUAGUCUUCACGCUUUUUAAUGAUUAGUUGCAAUUAGAAUUUUUGUUUCGCCAAGACUCUCUUCUGAUAAAUUGAAAACCUUUGGGUGUGUGCUUCAAGAUACUAUAAUUAAGCUUAAUGGCAGAAGAAGUACAUGGUCUUAAAACACCUCGGAACUCAGGUUGCCCUAAAAUGCCACAGCAAAUUCUUGCAUCUCUUCAAAAGUCAUCUACACUCCUGUCAAUGUUAAUGUUCUACAGUGGGGCAGCAAUAGGUAUCUACAAACGCUGGCAGUACCACUCAAGUGACACAAGCUAUCUUAUUUUAAUUAUUGUUCUUGCUGUGGCAAUACUCAUAUCAUUGGCUACAUAUCUCUAUGGAUACAAAGAGUUUGGUCAAGGGUUCUCAAAUUUCUGGGUUGGUGUUGUCUUCAGUGUAUUAGCAUUUACUGAAAUUGCUUAUGACCAUUUAUUUGUGUCUUUGGAAGACCUUGACUUGACUGAUAUCCUGGUCCUUGCAAGUGUUUGUAUCCAGUGUGUCAAGAAGAUWAUGGAAAGAAUUGCAAACCUUAUAGCUUACCAACCAGCUUGCAUCACCAGUGAAGAGCUUCUUCUGAUGUUAGGAUUCUUUGCUGGUUCAACAGGAACAGCUCAAUUUGGGUCAAUAUUCCUACUUCUUACUGCAUUUACAGCACACCUAGUUGCCUUUCAUCUUAAAUCAAGUUUUUGUUUGUUGUCUGGUCUGCUGCUGUGUGUCAUCACAGGAGUGUAUUUUUUCCCAGCCAUACAUCAAAAGUGCAACCCAUUUUGCAUAUCAGCUUUUGCAAUUCAAGUAGCAUUCUCAGCAAUUUUGGAUCUUUACUUCUCAAAAUUGUCUCUGUUGGAGUCCUGGAAAAACCUCAUCCUACAAUCAAAAURUACACACUGUCUAGAAAUACUUGCUGUAGURUUCAUUCAAAUUGGAUAUUUAAUAUUUUGCUUCCAAGGAACUGUGAAUGACACAGCAUCAUUUUAUAGGCUGCCAAUAUUUGUGCUUUGUUGUGUUCCAUGGAUUGUUCUUCACUUCAUGUUUCUGAUAACAUCAUGGAGCUUCAUUUCAAAAAUUGAAGAGUGUGGACUCAUGCUAAAAGCCCAAGGAGAGUAUUUCRAYGAUAAUAGCAUGUCUGAGAUAAUGGCUGCUAAAGGCAUUAGACAUUUCAGUUUGGUCUCUCAGUAUGUCACAGUAUAUACCAUUAUAUCAACAUGUACAUUAGCAGCAAGUGUUUGGCAGAAGGAUAAUCCCUUGUUCUUGGGUUUCUUUCUCAUUGUUAUCCCCAUUGAAUCARUGAUGUUUGAUAUKUUUUGUAAACUUGGUAAAGCUGUUGGUGGGACAGCUACUGGAUAUGCUCUUAUAGCACCUGCUCACAAGUAUAGUCCCACUGGUAACUUCACUGUUUUGCCUCARGAGGGUUUUCAAACUGUCAAUCAAAAAGCAAUGGAGUUAAUAAAUGUUGUGUCAAGAUUUUUUUCCAGUCAUGUGAUACACAAUUUUGGUACUGAUUUUUCWACUAGUGGGAUUUCAGUUGAAUAUACUGAAGACAAGGUACAGUCAUUCUUCCAACAAAGAGUCACACCUGGACUGCAUUAUGACACCUACAUUCUUUAUUACAGUGGUCAUGUUCAUGACAAUGGAAAUUUAGCCUUGACAGAUGGUAAAAUAUUGGAUUUCAUGACCAUUCUGAAAUGGUGGAGAGGUGUACAUGCUAGUACGGGUUCCCGGCUCAUACUUUUUCUGGACACUGCACAUUCAGACAAGUGGCUCCAAGGGCUUUGGGAUGUUACACCAGACUACAUUGCAAUCCAGACAGGAAAACUCCAAGUCUUCUAUGAUCCAGAGUUAGGAAACAACUAUCCACUUGGCGAACUAACCAAAAUGUUGCUUGAGGUUGAUUCACUAGAAGUUAUCUCAGAAAAAAAAUCGUUAAAGAAUAAAGCCCCCAACGUAAAGCCAAUUUAUGGAGUUUCUCAAAAUUGGUGUUGUUUUAAAUUCCAUAAACCAAGAGCAGAAGACAUUGCUCAACACAUUGAUGACCAUUUUCCUCGCUUUAUGAAACCAGUAACAAAACUUUUCACUUACCUGCCAUGCAGUACUAACAUUACUUGCAUGUUUGACUGGCUGUUUGACAAUUGUCGAAGACUCAAAAUAAAGUGGUUUUUGCCUUCAGUGUUUGACACUGGACAUGGCUUUAAACUUGUAAAAUUUUAAGAAAAACUCCACAUACAAAUGGAAGUUAAAAAAAAUUUAGGCUAGGGAAUAUAUUUCAAAUUACAAGUGAUUAUAGGAAGAUUAUGAACAUAAGAUGGACACAUUUUCUGUAAAAACACUUUCUUUGGUCAUUUUUGGUAUACCUUGACAGUGGUGAAUUUACCAUUCUGAGAAAAGAUAGAACUUAAGAGUGGAACUACUACAUGUARAAGUGUGAAAUAGCAGAAACCAUAUUAUAGAGUGUUUAAGUUUGAAACACUAGACUGAAGUCAUUAAUCUGUGAAAGAAAAAUUAACUAUUWAAGUAUGAGGGUGUCAAUGGGRUAUGCCUGUAGUCAGUAAACAGUUAACAAAUCACCAUUUAGUCAGUAAACAGUUGAAAAAAGCCUUAGUCAGUUAAAUGAUUUUUGUUGCAUUGUUUCCAUGGUAACCAAAUAUAAAACACAUCUCUACAAUAACAUUGGCGUUACUCUUGUCACAAAUGACUGAUCAUGACUCACACAUCGCUAAAUAGCAUCGAGGACAAAGAAAAUCUUCCAAACUGUAAAUGUUAUGUUUACUAAAACAAGAAAUUAAUAUCAAAUACAUUAUAUCACCAUAUCUUUGUCUUUACUUAACUAAUUUAUGUAAAAUUCAGAUUCUUUUAGUUUUAGUUACRUAUACUGAUGAUGGCUACGGCUAGUAGCCGAAAUAUCUAAAGUGAAACAUGAUCAAAGUACUUCUCGUAUACUCGUUCAUUAUUCAAAUCUUUGCCCGCAAGUUUACUUAUAAAUACAUGAUGGUUUGAUGCAAUAAUUGGUUAUGAGAAAGUGAAAUGUGUUUAAAAUUUGAYGCUACUUUAUACGGUAAGCAGUUAAAUCUYCGUUAGUUAGGCUUACGACUAGGAAAAAACAGCCUUAUAAGCUAGUCAGUUAACCCCAUUGACACCCUCAACUAUGAAAGUCAAAUAUAUAAACACAACAAUUAGRGCAUA
Exaiptasia diaphana is the source of this 3271-nucleotide messenger RNA. RefSeq names its product transmembrane protein 168. Bases 194 to 2299 code for a protein of 701 amino acids. The transcript has 2 exons. Lineage: Eukaryota; Metazoa; Cnidaria; Anthozoa; Actiniaria; Aiptasiidae. The record is from RefSeq and is a predicted model, not a curated record.